AUGGACACCAUUAAAACUAACACAUAUUCGUUUGAUUCUUAUACAUUAUCAAGAAAGACAAAUCUUUAUUUUUCUUCACCAGCAAGUCAAAUGCCUCGAAGUGUAUUGCCAAGCAGUUUUUUAAAUCGAUUUAAAUCUAAAUUAGAUACUAGUGAAUAUGAAGAAUUUAUUUUUUCAUUAUCUUCUGAUGAAAAUUCUCGAAGAACAUCUUAUGCUAGUGAUAUGUCAUCAUCAGAACAAAAUCAAAAUACAAAUGAAUUCAAUGAUGUAUCAGAAAACGAAGAACAUGUUCAUUAUGGUCCGGCGAAACGAAUUAUAUCUCAAAAUUCUCAGGAAAAAUUUGAAAUUUUUUAUGAAAUUCACAAUGGCUUCACAUCAGAUCAAGUAUUAAUUAUUGAAAAUGCUUUACAAAUUGUUGCUGAUAGAUUAUUUAAUCCAGAAAUUUUACGAAAUUUAUAUCAAAUUUGUGGUGCAUCUGGAUAUUUAUUAUUACAUUAUCAAUUAAUGUGUUUGAAAGUUCAAAGUGCAAAUGGAGAAAUACCCAUCAUCAAUAUUUAUCCGAUUCAUGAAAAAGAUCAAAAAGAAAAUAAUAACUCUCUUCCAUGUGUUUAUUGUAUAUCUCAUGGAUCAUCAUUUUUAAUUGAUGGUGAAUUUGAAAUUGAAUUAAAUCAAGAUAAACUUAAUGGAUCAGUUAAAAACAGUUCAAAUGCAUUGUUUUGGGCUGGAGAAAUCGUUUAUGAAAUGCUUCGCAAUUUAGGUCAUCAAUUCAAUGGAAACGGUUGCACAAAUCGAUCACAAAUUAAUGUUUUCAAACAAUGUUUUCUACAUAAUGGAAAUUAUAUUCCUAUUAAAAAAAAUGAACUUUCAGCUGUUCGAAAGCUUAGAUGA
Molecule: messenger RNA, 888 nt
Organism: Rotaria sp. Silwood1
Lineage: Eukaryota; Metazoa; Rotifera; Eurotatoria; Philodinida; Philodinidae
Source: the annotation of a GenBank genome assembly